Caenorhabditis elegans is the source of this 464-nucleotide messenger RNA. RefSeq names its product Putative 6-pyruvoyl tetrahydrobiopterin synthase (gene ptps-1). Gene Ontology annotation, biological process: tetrahydrobiopterin biosynthetic process; pteridine-containing compound biosynthetic process. Lineage: Eukaryota; Metazoa; Nematoda; Chromadorea; Rhabditida; Rhabditidae. The record is from RefSeq and is marked reviewed. Bases 1 to 423 code for a protein of 140 amino acids. Gene Ontology annotation, molecular function: 6-pyruvoyltetrahydropterin synthase activity. The transcript is spliced from 3 exons.
AUGUUCAGAAUGCCAAUUGUAACUAUGGAACGAGUCGAUUCGUUCUCCGCAGCACAUCGUCUUCACUCUGAAAAGCUGAGCGACGCUGAAAAUAAGGAAACUUUUGGAAAAUGCAAUAAUUCAAAUGGUCAUGGACAUAAUUAUGUUUGGAAGGUAAAGCUCCGCGGAGAAGUUGAUCCGACGAGUGGAAUGGUGUAUGACCUGGCAAAGCUGAAAAAAGAAAUGAGUUUAGUGCUGGAUACGGUAGAUCACAGGAAUUUGGAUAAAGACGUGGAAUUUUUUAAGACAACUGUGAGCACAUCUGAAAACGUGGCAAUUUAUAUGUUCGAGAAGCUGAAAUCCGUAAUGUCGAAUCCAUCGGUUUUGUAUAAAGUGACAAUUGAGGAGACACCCAAGAAUAUUUUCACUUAUAAAGGAUGUUAAUUUCUGAAAUAAAUAGUUUUUGAAUAAAACCAUAAAACCAA